GGAAGCAGAGCAGGCGACAUUCUCCGAUAGAUUAUGGCGAUGGAACAUUUAUGGCCCGAAAUGCCGAUCGUACUGGAGAGGAAAGAAAGGACAUGGAAGAACAUUGAUUGUAAUUCCUCACCGCACGGAUGGAGCCUGCACCUUCCGGCCAUCCCACGGUAGCACUUUCGUCCACAUCGGUUCGUGUGGAGGGUGUGAAGCUUGCAAGAGACCAUGAUCCCGAUCCGAAUUUGGCUUCUCGAGCUGUUCUUGCGGCCGCCAGCAUCGGCCUGUCAGAGCUCUUUCAGGACCUCACGCGGAAUCUUUAGCGAGCGCUUUACUUGCGGAUAUGUGAAAUUGUAACUUCGUCAGUUCUCAGCUCUCGGAUUGAUUUGAAAGGUGGACGAUUUGGUCUCACUCGAUCAGCCAUGGGGUGGUGGGGCGGCCGAGGUUCCAGUGGGUUUGGAGGCAGGUCUACCUCUGACGAAGUGACGGAAGGAAUCGAUGCAUCAGGACUCACGGCUAUCGUUACCGGUGGAUUUAGUGGCAUUGGAGAGGAUACAGCUCGUGUCCUAGCACUGAGAGGGGCAUAUGUCGUUAUAGCUGGUCGUAACCUAGAGAAUGGCCGAAAGACAAAGGAUGAAAUACUGAAGAAAUUUCCAGGUGCCAAGGUGGAGAUAAUGGAGCUAGACCUGAGCUCUUUGACUUCGGUACGAAGAUUUGCCAACGAAUUUUUGGCAAAAAAUGUUCCUUUGAACAUUCUGAUAAACAAUGCAGGGAUUAUGCUUUGUCCUUACCAGUUGUCAGUCGAUGGAGUUGAAAUGCACUUUGCCACAAAUCAUCUGGGCCACUUUCUGUUGACCAACCUUUUACUGGACAAGAUGAAGGAGACAGCUAAAGUAACGGGAACCGAAGGCAGGAUAAUAAAUGUUUCUUCAAUGGCUUACAUGAUGACGUACAGAGGUGGUAUUCAGCUUGAGAGAUUGAACGAGAAAUCUGGAUAUAUGUCUUUUCUCGCAUAUGGGCAGUCGAAGCUUGCAAACAUUCUCCAUGCUAAUGAGCUCACAAAGCGAUUAAGUGAAGAAGGAGCUAAUGUGACGGCGAACUCCCUUCACCCAGGAGAAAUCAAGACGGGUCUCCCUAGGUACUCCAGACUCGUUCAAGCCAUAAUGCCGUUUUAUAGCCCCUUCAUGAAGUCAAUACCUCAGGGUGCAGCAACGACAUGUUAUCUGGCCUUACAUCCCAGUUUGAAAGGAGUUAGUGGUGAGUAUUUUCAUAACUGCAAUGUUUAUGGGAAAGGCGGUUAUGCUAAAAGUGAAGAGCUCGCAAAAAAGCUGUGGGAUGUAAGUGUCCAAAUGUCAUCCAAGUGAGAAGAAGCUUCAUCAAAUUGUCGUAAGGUGGACGUGUUUCACAGCGGUGGUAUACCACUUUGACCAGACUAAAUUGUAGCACAAACAAAGAGAACACAAAGUUUAGUAUACUACUUUAAAGUUUAUAACCGAAUUUCUGCCUCCCCGGGCCUAGGUUCGACAUAGAUCAGACAGAACUUUAGUCGAGCUGGAUAUUACCUCGGAAAGUUGUUGUGGCUGACCUCUUUCUCAUCAAGAAGAUUAGGGCGGUAGUUUUAGGUCCAGUACAACUCGGCCCACUAUGUCAACAAUGUAAUUGCUAAUGGUUACACGGCCCACCCACAAAUGUAUGUGAUCAUAUGUUGUAUCUCAAUCCA
This is a messenger RNA of Marchantia polymorpha subsp. ruderalis, 1705 nucleotides long. The record is from the annotation of a GenBank genome assembly. NCBI's taxonomy places the organism in Eukaryota, Viridiplantae, Streptophyta, Marchantiopsida, Marchantiales, Marchantiaceae.